This is a messenger RNA of Amaranthus tricolor (Joseph's coat), 2086 nucleotides long. RefSeq lists its product as uncharacterized. Bases 235 to 1887 code for a protein of 550 amino acids. Gene Ontology annotation, molecular function: protein serine/threonine kinase activity; ATP binding. The record is from RefSeq and is a predicted model, not a curated record. NCBI's taxonomy places the organism in Eukaryota, Viridiplantae, Streptophyta, Magnoliopsida, Caryophyllales, Amaranthaceae. The transcript is spliced from 13 exons.
CCAAGUACCGCAGGCCGAUUUAUGAUUAAAACCCUAAAACUUGGUUCUCCUACAUCUUUCUCCGUUCAUCCUCACUUACGGCCACCCCCACACCCACCCUCUCUCACACACGCAUGUCAUUGUCUCCUCUAUCUCUAUUCGACGUUCCAUCAGCAAACCAUCUCAUCUUCAUUUCAUCACCAAGGAAGGCUAAAGGAACUGUAACACCUCAGGAAAAAAACAUUUGAUUUCGAGAUGUGUGAAGAAGAAAAAGCGGCAAUGAAAGCCAUGUCCGAAGAUGUACCUGACAUAGAAGCAGAGUUUGAAGAAGAAGAUGAUGAGGAGUGGUCUUCUGAUUCAGAAAUUGGAGAUGCUUUGGAUUGGUUGGAUCUGAAAGACACAGAAGAGGGUGGUGUUGAUGUUGGGAGUACGAUUACUCUAAAAGCUCGACGGCCUAAUGCCCAUGGUGGGGCUUUGUCCAAGCCCAAUUUAUCAACUCUUCAACCCCUCUCUAAUCGCAACCAAAAGUAUUCCCAUCAUAUUCGUGCUUCUCCUCUUGAGGAAUGGGAGGGAAGGGUAAAUGUUGGUAUGUCCAACUGUGUAACCACUGCAAUCCGUAAGAGUGUACAGGGAAUGGCAAUUGGUAAAAUAAAAAACACGGAGAAAGCUGACCGUGCUACCGUUGAGCAAGCUAUUGACCCUAGAACCCGGAUGGUUCUCUUCAAAAUGUUGAACCGUGGUGUGUUCAAUGAUAUAAAUGGUUGUAUAUCAACAGGAAAAGAGGCAAAUGUUUACCACGCAACCAAGUCUGAUGGUCAAGAAUUAGCUAUUAAAGUUUACAAGACUUCAGUUUUGGUGUUCAAGGACAGAGAUAGAUAUGUACAAGGUGACUAUCGUUUCAGAUAUGGAUAUUGCAAACACAAUCCUCGGAAAAUGGUUAAGACCUGGGCUGAGAAAGAAAUGAGGAAUCUUAUGAGGCUGAAAGCAGCAGGAUUACGCUGUCCCACGCCAAUUCUUUUGAGGCUUCAUGUUUUAGUCAUGGAAUUCAUAGGGAGGUCAGGUUGGGCGGCGCCUCGACUUAAAGAUGCUGCACUAUCACUUGACAAGCUGCGAGAAUGUUAUGUUGAGAUAAUUACUGCAAUGCGGACCCUGUUUCAAAAGUGCAAGCUAGUACAUGGUGAUCUGAGUGAAUACAACAUAUUAUAUUUUGAGGGCCACUUGUAUAUUAUUGAUGUUUCACAAUCCGUUGAUCUUGAUCAUCCUCACGCACUCGACUUCUUACGAGAAGAUUGUGUUCAUGUAUCUGAUUUCUUUAAAAAAAAUGGUGUGGCUGUGAUGACAAUUCGAGAACUUUUUGAUUUUAUUGUGGAUUCAACAAUUUCUGAUGAUGCUGUGGACUCUUACUUAGAAGAGGUACAGCAAAAGAUUCUGGCUAGAGGGGAUACAAUAACGGCUGAGGAGCAAAUAGCCGACUCUGUAUUUGUUCAGUCAUAUAUCCCAAAGACACUCGAACAAGUCAAAGAUGCCGAAGGAGAUGCUUUUCGAUUGACCAGCGGGAAUGACACAGGAGAUAUGUACUACAAGACAAUCACGGGACUGAAUCAUAUGACUCAAACUUCUGCAUUACAAGAAGCAGCUAUAACCCGUUCUGAUUUGGGUGUUGAUGAAACUGAUUCCGGAUCGGGUAGUGACGAUGAUGAUGAAGGUGAAGAUGAUGAUAGCUGUAGUGAAACAGAAGAGAAGCGACCUUCUGGCACUGGGAAGUUGGCCCCUGAAGAUAGAAAGGCUGCGAGGAAGGAAAACAAGAAAAAAGUUAAGGAGGAGAAGAGGGAAGCUCGGAAGACCAAAAUCCCCAAGGCAGUAAAGAAGAAAAAAAAGAAGCUUUCGAAAGCGCACAAAACAAGGUAGAAUUAAUGAGCAAGUUUGAUUAGUUUUAAUACUAACAUAUACUUCUAUUAACAUGAAAAUCGAAAACGAGUUUGUGUUACUGUGAAGAAAGAAAGCCCAGAGUGGAAAAUCGCCCUUUCCCAGUUUGGUUCUUUGAUUAUAUGUAAAUAUAGAUUGAGAUGAAAAUUUUGCUAUCCUAAAUCUAUUGAGAUUACUUUCA